This is a messenger RNA of Cynoglossus semilaevis (tongue sole), 7245 nucleotides long. It is a transcript of the gene nwd2, whose product is annotated as NACHT and WD repeat domain containing 2. Lineage: Eukaryota; Metazoa; Chordata; Actinopteri; Pleuronectiformes; Cynoglossidae. Bases 586 to 5823 code for a protein of 1745 amino acids. The transcript is spliced from 9 exons. Gene Ontology annotation, molecular function: protein binding. The record is from RefSeq and is a predicted model, not a curated record.
CAAAGAUUUAAACCGUUUUGUUCAUCUAAAGCUUUUUUUAUCAAUGUAACAUUUUCUGUGUUUAGAGUUUUGGUUGGUUAUUUUUUUAAAUUAUGUUCAGCUUUAAAACAUUCUCUGAACAGCUUUUAAUAACGCCAAGGCACCUGCGUCAAGUCCCACAAAUUAGAGUAGAGUACAAACGGAAAUUGCUAUUUAAUUUCGGCGUAAACCUUUAAACUUUAAAUAAACGUAACUUGAAGAUGCAAAUAUAUGGUUUUAAAAUUGUUUCUAUCUUUAAUGUAACUAAAUUAUGUUUGCAAAACGUCGAUUUGGUUUUAUAAUAAAAAAUGAAGUAAUUUAAAUGAGCUAAGGCAAUUAUUUUGAAACGAAUAAGCGGAAGCCGUGCUUUUAUUUUGUCUGGCUUCCCUCUACUUUGGUCAGCCAGAGCUCCAACGGCUCACAGAGACAGCAGGAUGCCAAGCAGAGCGCUCCGACAUACGGCGUCCGUCUCAUCGUUUCCCGGCGUUGCUACGCGGCCACAAUAUCUCUGAUGGGGCGUUUUUAUCUUCUACUUUUUACCUCCCUCGACGACUGGAUAUUUUCGGAAUGAAGCGAAUGAAUCCACGCGGGAAGGCGCCCCCCACCAUGUGGCCGUCAGGUGUGGGCAGCAGGCAGCCGUGCCCGCGAGAGUCGGCCAUGCGCAGGGCGGCCGUCAGCGGCCACAUCAACGCCCUACCGCCUCACCACGUCCCCACCGGCCGCAGCGUGCGGGUCUUCAUCUGUGCCAACCCCGACGAUACAGAAGCAGAGAGGAACGCACUAAAGGAGCAUGUGUACCCCAAACUACGAGACUUCUGCAGGGAGAACUAUGGGAUUGAGUUCCAGGUGGUGGACCUUUACUGGGGUAUGGAUCCAGAGGAAUGGGACAGUCCGGAGCUGCAGAGACUGAGGAUGAAGCUCCUGGAGGAUUGUCUGAAGACCUCAGCGGGACCCUGUUUUGUUGGUCUGGUGGGAGAAAAGUACGGCAGCAUUCGAGUUCCAGGGGAGGUGGAAUCUGCUGAGUUUGAGAUGAUCUUGGACGCGUCGGUGGAGGCCGGGCUGGACACACACAUCUUGGAAGAGUGGUACUGCAGGGAUGAAAACUCUGUGCCACCCGCAUACUACCUCAAACCUAAAGCCCAAAUGCUGAAGAACUACCAGAACUCUAUGGAGUCAAGCAGCACAGCCAAGACCAAGAAUGACAAGGCCUGGAGGAACGUGUCAGAGGAGAUCAAAAAGAUCAUCCGUACAGCAGUGCUGCAGCUUCAGGAGAAGGGGACCAUGAAGAGCGCUCAGGCCAAGAAAUUUCUUUGCUCUGCCUUAGAAGAUGAACUAGACUUUGCCCUCGGCAAACAAACACCUGCCUUUCUCAGGAAAUGUGUCUGCUACAUUCGGAAGAUUUCCAACUUCGAUCGAUUCGCCAAACUCCCAGAGAUGGCUCGCUACAUGGACACCGUGGUGAGCAGUGAUCGGGUCAUGCGCAACCAAGAAGCCUACGAACGCCUCCUGAAGGUCAGGGAUGAGUUCAUCCCGACGAUUGUCGCUGCCUCCAAUCUCCGCGUAUACUCUUCUGUCACACACUGCGACAUGAAGCUCGGCUACUCCCAGGAGGUGGAGAGCCACUAUGUGGAAGGUCUGUGUAAGCAGUUCUACGAGGAUAUGGUGGACAUCAUCCAGGCCACAGUGCAACAGAACUUUGACACGGAGAUGGACCCUCUUUACAAUGAGAUCCUGCAGCACCUGUCCCUCUGUAAAACCUAUGCUGCACUGUACGAGUACAAAGGUGAGACGUUGGAUUAUGUGCAAGAGUAUCUGAUGCCAUCCAAGGGAAGUAGAAUUAAUCCCAUGGUGGUGUAUGGUGGACCUUGUACAGGGAAGACGCUGCUGCUGUCCGAGGUGGCAAAACAGGCCUACACCUGGCUUCAGAAAGAAAUGGGUCCUGAAGCCGACCCAGUGGUUAUUGUACGUUUCAUUGGCUCCACCCAGUCCUCCACAGAUCUACGCACCCUCCUUCAGUGCAUAUGUGAACAGAUUGCAAUAAACUACCGCUGCCUGAUUCACUUUUUGCCUAACAAAAUCCAGGAGAUGAGAGAACUCCUUAUCAACCUUUUAGGAGAAUCCUCAUUCCAUAGACCUUUGGUGAUUGUGCUGGAUUCCCUAGAGCAACUCUCAGAUGCAGAUGAUGCUCGCAAGUUAUGGUGGCUCCCUGUACACUUGCCAAGAACUGUACGCAUUGUUGUCUCAACGUUACCUAACAAACAUGGCAUCCUGCAGAAGCUUCGGCACUUAAUCCACGAUGAAGGGUAUUAUGUGGAGCUAAUACAGAGAGACCGAAAGAUUUGCAGCCAAACUUUGAAGCAGCAGUUGCUCGGUGUGAGGAGGAAAGUCACAUCAGGUCAACAGAUUUAUGUCAAUGAGGCCUUGGCAAAGUGCACAUUGCCGAUGUUUGUCAAUCUCAUCUACAGAGAAGUUGUUCAGUGGAGGUCUCAUAAAGAUGUUGAUGACAAGUCCCUAUGCUCUACGGUGCAUGAAAGUAUUGAGCAUUUGUUUUAUUCAGUGGAGAACAAGCUUGGCCAACGGUUUGUCUUCAGAGCAUUAGGGUAUGUCACCAUGGCAAAAGCUGGACUAACAGAGGUUGAAUUAGAAGAUAUUCUGUCCCUGGAUAAUAUAGUUCUUGGGGAUGUUUUAGUACCUACAUACCUCAAAAACCCGCUGAGAAUCUCCUAUGACUUGGUUGCAAAGCUCAAAGAGGAAUUGGAAGGGUAUCUUGUUGAACGUCAAGUUCAUAAUGUCACUCUGAUGAUCUGGGCCAACAGACAUCUCCAUCUCAUUGCCCAGAAGCUGUAUCUCAGCAAUGAAGAGGAUGUUCAUCAAAUGCACAGCCUCCUUGCUGAGUAUUUUUUAGGAGCGUGGUCUGGAGGCAGGAAGAAAAUCUUUACCUAUGAUAACAACCAUUUUACUUCCCUCAACAUAUCACAUCACAAAAACCCCCACCAUCAGCAGUCACAUGAAAAGGCCUCAUCAGAUAAGUAUUCCUAUGACAGGCAAACUCCAGAGCAGCCGUGGGUGUUUCAGUGUAACCUUUUGGAGCCUGAUAUCUUCUUUGUCAACCACAGAAAGAUGACAGAGUUGGUGUACCACCUCACCAGAAGUGGGCGCACUGAUGACCUCAUGUUUGGUGUCAUCAUGAACUUUAGUUGGCUUUACACAAUGAUUAAGAUUGGCCAGUUUGACAAAGCUUUAACUGAUAUUGACCUAGCUUACAGCUACACACAGGAAAAAGAGUUGAAGUUUCUGGCCACAACAUUGCGUAGCAUCAAGGUGAAAGUUCUUACGAAUCCAGCAUCACUGUCUGCAGAACUGCAGCAACGGCUUUUGCCAGUUGUCACCUCCCUCCCAAAGCUUAGACACUUACUCCUGGAGUGUGACAAAGAUGGUCCGAAGUACUGUUCAAUAGUGCCUCUUCACUCCUCUAUGGAUGUCACUUACAGUCCAGAGAGGCUUCCUCUGUGCUCUAGCUACAUGCAGAUUGUGGAGAUCUUGCCUACUCUAGCUCCAAACAUAGUCCUUGUAGCCUUGGAAGAUGGUUCUGUCAGUACCUGGGAUGUAGAGAGCAGACAACUACUGCGACAAAUCGACACAGCCAGAUCUGUUGUGCUCGGAAUCAAGUUAACCACUGAUGAGAAAUAUCUGGUUGUAGCUACAACCAAAAACACGCUGCUCAUCUAUGAUAAUCACAAGUCCUGCCUUUUAUCUGAAGUUGAAAUCAAGGGGUCCAAGAAUGCCGGAAUCACUGGCGGAGUGGCCUUCAUUAAUGGUUUCACGUUGUCCACCCAUCAUGCUCUGGCCUGGCUUGAGGCCAGUAAGGAUGUUAAUGUCAUUGACUUACUCUAUGGUUGGCCCCUUUACCAAUUUCACUGCUGGUAUGAGGUUACUUGUGUCCAGUGCUCCCCAGAUGGGAUGUAUGCCUUCUGUGGCCAAUACCUCAACACUGCAUCCAUUUUUCAUUUAGGAAAUGGUGACAAGCUUGCCACUGUGACCUCAGAGUUCUCUGGAGGAUUUGUCAAGUCUAUCCUGGUGCUGGAGACCCUUAAUCAAAUGGUAAUGAUUGACAAUGAAGGAAGUUUGUCAGUGUGGAACACAAAGGAGAUCACAAAUCCAAAGCUGAUGGAGGAUUAUGACUGUAGAGGGGAUGACAGUGAAGUGGUUGGCAUUGAGUUGUCAGAGGAUCAGCGCUCAAUUCUCAUCUGCAAGGACAGAAGUAUUGAAGUACUGGACACAAAGGUGUGGAAAAUGGUAGAGAAGUUCAAAGCCAAACGAAGUGAACGUUUUAUUGCUGCUGUCCUCUCCAAGAAUGGACAAAGCAUUGUGGCCUCCAUGGAGAACACCUCCUCAAUAUUUGUUUGGAGGAGGGACAGUGGCCAGUGCAUGGCCAGCCUCAUUGAGAUCUCAGGGGCUAUUGUCAAACUCAUUAAAUCUGUUCAUCACAAUCUAUUGCUUUCUGUUGCAAGCAGUGGAGUGCUCUCUGUUUGGGAUAUUGAUAUUAUCACUGCUAUGUCCAAUAUUGACAAAACAGGCAAGAAGAUUCAGACCUUGUUACUGUCAGGCAGAGAGGAUUAUGUGUUUACCAUGGAUGGUUCAGAAGCAGUCCACAAAUGGAACUUUGGCACAGGUUUUAUUGAAACAGUCUUCAAGCAUGAGGGUAUUGUAGAGAACUGCGUCCUAACGUCCUCAGGAGAUCUCAUGGUAACUUCAGACGACAAAUCUAGUCAAUAUAUUUGGCAAACCAAUACUGGAGAAAAUAUCUUCCGUAUCAGUGGACAGAGAAUAUCGCAGCUGCUAAUUACCCACAAUGACCAGUUUGUGGUAUCACUCUGUGAGCAAAAUGCCUCUCGAGUCUGGAGGCUUGCAACUGGGCACAAGGUCUGCAACAUCUUAGUCACACUCCAGAAUGCACUGAUCACCACAGCAAACACGUUUCUUGUGGGAACCUCCAAAAACAAACUGCUUGCUGUCAGUCUAUGGUCAGGGAGUGUGUCCAAGAAGUUUGUGUGUGAUGAUGGUAUUACCAUUGUCAACUUCAAGCUGAUUCCUGACUGUCCAGACUGUGCAGUGUUCAUCACAUCCACGGAGACUGUCUUCAUAUGGAAUGUGGCAGAUGAGACCAUUUGCAGGCGAGUUCAAUUACCAACCAACUUCCUUAAAAAUCUCGAGGACUUCCAGAUCUCCCCCAAUGGAAAACUAGGAAUUGUCUCAAAGGGUGAUGAAAACAUUAAUGUCCUGGAUCUUCAUAGUGGAAAACUCAGACUUGUUCACGCUGCUGGUAUCAUCUGGCGUCAGAAACUAUCAAGAGAUGGACGUUACUUAGUGUACAUCUGUUUCCAGAACAGUGAGGAAGAUGAUGAGGCUGGUGUUGUGUCCAGCCUGAUUGUGAUGCGCCUUGCUGAUGGUAAAAGCAUUGGCACCUGCUCGCUUUACAAAACUCCCACCUUCCUUUCUGUUUCUCAGCGAGCAUUAAACAUCAUAAUUGGCUUUGAAGAUGGCAGCAUUGGCACCUACACUGUGGUGGAUCGUGUGGAUGCUGCACUAAAGAUUAAGAUAGCCACUUCCAAUAGCCGUCAAAUUGUCAACAACGCAUCGCAAAAGGUGCGGCCCAAAUGCGGCAAUCAUUCCUUUAAGACUGUUGCCGACUGUACUUGGAGGGAAUCAACAGAGGUCUUCUCUAGGGACAGUCCCAUCAACGUGUCAGACUCUGGUGAAGGUGAAUCAACAACGCCAACAAAAAAGACUGAAGUGCUGCAGUGAUGGUUGAAAAACACAAUACCAGUGGACUUUCCCAGCUUGCAGGUUCAUGAGGAACCCAAUAUGGGAGGGUUUAACAGGUGGGUUUGGUUGAACAGAUUUGUUUUGGAAACAGGUGACCAAGUUUUGAAUCUCUGGGGUUGCAGCUGUUUCUUGUUUACAGCCAGGUGAUUCAGCUGCAGAUGUCAGCCCUCUGGGUACUUUAACGGGCCGACCAAUUUUAAGCUGCACUCAAGUUAUGUAUUUCUUCCAAUUUAUGAUACAGUUUUAGUCAAUUUUACAAAUAAAGACUGUUAAAAAAAAUCGUGUUUUGGAAAAGAAGAAAAAAAAUUAGCAUAAUUCUGUGAAUUAUUAGUAUGAUUAUUUGCCAUUAUGUGUCCUUUUUGCAUUUGAAGAACAGUGGUAUUUUUCAAAUGUCUUGUUCAAACAUUUUCAAAGCCAUUCCAGAAUUCUUAGCCAACUUCAUCUUACGCUAUUUUCAUUUAUGUUGUGCACAUUAAGCCAUAUCAUUGUUCUUAAAAGAUUCUUUCUAUGUUUGUAUGUACAUCAGACGGUACUGUAUAAAAUGGAAGUCCUAUGAACAUGUACAUAUCCCUUUUGGCUGCUACAAUUUGUGCAACCUCUUAUAAUUAAAAAAAAAUGUUAUGUUGUGCUUAAUGCAAUCAAAGUGAGUGCCUGGAAUUUAACAAAUGUUCUUUAUGGGCAGAUUACAAGAUGUGUGAAAAUGCAGGGGAUUUGCAGACACAUAUACAGUGAUAUAAAACUUGCAUUGACGAUAAAUCUAAAUGAACAGUUUACUGAACUCCAGUCAACAGCAUGCAGGAUCGACGGAAUUGCUCUUUGUAACGAUAGUUGUAGAAAUGUCUUGGAACACUUAGAUUUGUUCCUGCCUAUUUGUGUGCUGUUCGUUUCAAGGGAUUCACCACUAUUGAAGCAUACAGUGUAGCAUAGCACCAUACACAUUCACGCCUUAAAAGAAAAACAGUGUGACUUGCUUUAGUUUUUAAUUAGGUACUUUCAGAUGUUCAAAAGUAGAAGAGGAUAGUGUGAUUAACCGAGGGUUUCAAACACUGAAACCAACUUGGUUCUGUAAAUAUAUUUAGAGAUUCUAGAAAAUAGUUGCAAGCACUUUACCGGUGGUUUAUGAGAAAUUAUUAGACUUUAUUCAUAUGAAAUACUGUAUGGAUUAUUUAAAGUGAGCUUUCUUUGUCUUAAACAGGUACUGGAUUUGCCAAUUUAAAGACACAAGGCUGUUCAUGUACCUGCCAGCCACAGUUAACCUACUGAAUUGCUAAAUUCUGUUUACUCACAGUUUGUGCCUGCUGUAAACAAUUCACUGCAGAGAUGGGCAAACUGAAAAUCUAUGGGCUCAAAUACUAGUCAAAAAGUUUUGUUUUGUUUUGUUAAGAUAAUUUUUUUUAGAAA